GGUUGGAAAUAUUUUUCUGGAACUUCGCCUUUCGCCCUACCUGCUGGUCACUGUCUUCAAGGCUGUAAUUUGUUUAGAACUUCGUGUAAUUUUAGUGGUUAGUAUUUAUGUAUUUUAACUAGCAGUUUAAUCGUAGAUAAUAGCCGCCGGAAGAAAUUGACUUAAGUUGAGAUGGAUGUGUUCAACAAAAUUUGCAAUUCUGUUGCUGGUACAGUAGCUGGCACAGUUAACCAAUUAAGCAACGCCCUGCCAGGGAAUCCAGUGACCAGAGAGUACGAAGCCACAAAACUUAUCGGAAGCGCAGGGCCAGGACUGCUUUGGAAAAUUUACUCCGGACAUAAGAAGUCUACAAAGCAAGAAGUGUCUGUGUUUGUUCUGGAGAAAAAAUGCUUGGAUAGAUUCGUGAGAAAGUCGGAUAGGGAAGCACUCUUAACGAGUUACAGAAAAGGCGUUGCCCAGUUGACAAAACUGAGACAUCCGCGACUGCUUGUGGUGCAACACGCUUUGGAAGAAUCCAGGGAUAGCCUGGCGUUUGUUUCAGAGCCUGUUAGAGAAAGUCUGCUUAACCUAUUGAAAACUGAGGAUGCUAUUUAUCCAGUUGAGAUCAAAUACGGCCUCAUCCAACUCUCGGAGGCGCUCCAGUUUAUCCACAAAGAGGGAAGACUUCUGCAUAUGAAUAUCUGCCCAGAAAACAUCAUUGUGAAUGCGUCAGGCGCGUGGAAGUUGGCAGGCUUCGACUUUGCCCUCUCCGCAGCGCCUGAUCCUCAACAGCCUUCUUGGAGUGCCGAAGAGUCUGACUGGUCACUCCCCAUCGAGUGCAGACCGUUUUCAGACAUCACCGCGCCUGAGCUGAGCCUCAGCCAGUUGGCAACCCCCGCCAACGACAUGUUCUCCUUAGGCUGUUUGGCCUACGCUGUGUUCAACAAAGGAAGGCCACUUUUGGCCAGAGAGAGCGAUGCUCAGGCUCCAACUAGAAACCUCCACAAAUUGAAACAGCUGAAUGUUGCCCAGCUGACAAGUGUUCCUGAUGGCCUGAAAGACUACGUGAAAAUGCUUUUGAAUAUCAAACCAGAACUGAGACCAGAUGCACACCAGUUCACACAAAUUGAGUAUUUCCAAGAUGUGACGGUUAAAACACUCAAUUAUCUAGAUUCAUUGUUCCAAUGGGAUAAUCUUCAAAAAUCGCAGUUUUACAAGGGCUUGCCGCAAAUUUUACCCCAGUUGCCGCACCGAGUGUGUCUUUUAAGAGUCAUUCCAUGUUUAGCAAAGGAGUUUGUCAACCACACAAUGGUUCCCUUUGUCCUUCCAAACGUGCUACAGAUUUCUGAAAAAUCGACCAAAGAUGAGUUCACCCAGUACAUUUUGCCAUCACUCAUUCCCGUUCUAAAAAUUGUGGAGCCAGUUCAGGUGUUGCUGAUUUUAAUGCAGCGAAUGGAGUUGCUUCUGAAACUGACGCCUGCAGAGUACGUGCGAUCAGAUGUGAUGCCAGUGAUGCACCGUGCAUUGGACUCAAUGGACCAGCAGGCGGCGCAGGAGUUGUGUUUAGCUGCCCUCCCUGGAGUGGCCUCUCUCAUAGACUACCCAGCCAUGAAGAACGCCUUGCUGCCGAGGAUCCUUAGAGUUUGCCUCACUACUCCUCACACAUCGGUUCGAGUUAAUUGUUUGGUGUGCUUGGGAAAGCUGCUCGAGCAUUUGGACAAAUGGUUAGUCUAUGAUCAAGUACUACCAUUCCUGCCAAAAAUUACUUCCCGCGAACCAGCUGUUUUAAUGGGAAUUCUAGGAGUCUACAAACUGGCUCUGACUCUACCGAAGCUCGGUAUCAGCAAAGAAGUACUAGCCACCCAAGUAAUUCCAUUCCUCUUCCCGCUGACUGUGGAGAAUUCGUUGACCCUCUCCCAGUUUGGAAUGCUAAUGGGACUUCUGAAAGAUAUGACCGCUAGAGUCGAAGCAGAGCAGAAAGAAAAACUAGAGCAGAUUAGCGGGUUGCAGAAAGAGCAGCAGUCGGCGUCGAUUUCCCUUGUCACCCCUCCUGGACAAUUGGUGGCUGCACCACCUCCGCAAUCUGAACUUGAUUCCUUCUUUUCUUCACUGGGCAUCGACACCGCCGCAGAUUCCACGCCAAAGCCUGCACCUAAAGCGCCAAUGACAAUUACGCCUUCUGCUUCAACAGGUUCCUUGUCGCUUGAGGACAAACAAAGACUCGCACGUCAGCAGGAAGAAUCUCGCGGAAUGAAGUCAUCCACCAACGGGCACACACAAAGACCCAUCACGUCCCCCGUGACGCCAUCACCUGCACCUAAGCCAUCCAGCUCCCUAAUGGAUGGAUUCUUGGAGAGUAAUCUGAAGCAAAUGUCCUUCACGCCUCAGAAGCCGAUUAUGCAACAGACUCAACCGACCCAAAUGCCCACAUUACCUAUUAUGCAGUCACCAACACAGCCAACAUGGAACACGGGUAACACGAUGGGUGGGAUGAACGCCAUGCCUGCGUCAAACUGGUCAAUGAUGCCCAGCAACAGUCCUGCGCGGCCGAUGGGCAUGAUGCAGCAGCAGCAGCCGCCACAUUUGACGUCUCCAAACAUGAUGAUGUCUCCUUCUUCGUUCUCGCAGCCCAUGUAUGGUCAGCAAAACAAACCAGCAAAGCAACUUACUGCUGCUGAAAUGCAGGACCUUCUCAGCUAAUUGCUAGCCGCAUUUAAUUUUGGUGAUAUGCCGAUUGAAAAGACUUAAUUGAAAGUUUGUAUAACAUUUUAGUUUUUCACGUUCAAACAGUGAUCUAAUUUAAUUUUUCACGAAAUUUUAAAAACCUAAAAGAACUUUGUAAUGUUAUCAAUUAUUUAGGCUUAUUAUUGAGCCGAUUAAAUUUGAUUAUGUAUUUAUUUACAAAAUAUUAUUUGUUAAUCACCAAGAUGGUAAUAGCGUGUUUAAAGUGGGCACGACACAAAGUAAAUCCUAUUGAUGUCCAUUCCUCUUCAACUGGUGCGGAAUGCGUUGUUGAAGUGAUUAAAAAUAAACCUCUAAUAAGCUGAAAUUAAA
Cloeon dipterum is the source of this 3033-nucleotide messenger RNA. RefSeq names its product SCY1-like protein 2. The coding region runs from base 172 to 2679 and encodes 835 amino acids. The transcript has 13 exons. Lineage: Eukaryota; Metazoa; Arthropoda; Insecta; Ephemeroptera; Baetidae. Gene Ontology annotation, biological process: protein phosphorylation. The record is from RefSeq and is a predicted model, not a curated record. Gene Ontology annotation, molecular function: ATP binding; protein kinase activity.